Messenger RNA from Cyprinodon variegatus (sheepshead minnow), 1026 nucleotides. Its product is annotated as germ cell-specific gene 1-like protein. The record is from RefSeq and is a predicted model, not a curated record. The coding region runs from base 115 to 1026 and encodes 303 amino acids. Gene Ontology annotation, cellular component: plasma membrane. The transcript is spliced from 5 exons. Lineage: Eukaryota; Metazoa; Chordata; Actinopteri; Cyprinodontiformes; Cyprinodontidae.
CAACGAGAUUAUGAAGAUUUGACAUAUCUGCUAGGAAGCAAAAAACAGUGGCUACAUAUUCCAAGCCAGGAUUAGUCGCCUUUCCAUUUCAGCUCCUUUGCCCUGGCCUCAAACAUGAGGCUAGAGCGCGGGCGGCGAGCUUCCCUGGCAAUUACCCUCAACUUUGUGGCUUUGGCUUUUGCCGUGUCAGCUGUCACCACCAGCUACUGGUGUGAGGGGACCAGGAAGGUGCCCAAACCCUUCUGCUCAGGACCGCCUAUGAAAAUGAAACAGUGGUACUGCAUCCGCUUCAACAGUUCAAACCUCAACGACAGCCGGCAGGUGCAAUAUAUCUUUGAGACAGGAGAGGAAAAGUUUAUUAUGAGGAAGUUCCAUACUGGAAUAUUUUUCUCCUGUGAGCAGGCUGCUGAUAUGAACGGGCAAAAUUGUCGUGAUAUUUUUUCUGUGUUCCCAGGUGUGCUGUGGCUGUGUGUCGUUGCAGAGAGUCUGUACCUCGGUCUGCUCUUCAUAGGCGGAGUUCUCCUGAUUAUGGAGCAGGGUUCCUGCUUCAGCGUCAUGAACAAGUUAAAACUCAGUGCCUUCGCCGCCAUGUGCACUGCUCUUUCAGGCCUUUGUGGGAUGUUAGCCCACAUGAUGUUCACCACCAUAUUCCAUCUCGCUGUCGCUAUCGGACCUGAAGACUGGAGGCCCAAGACUUGGGACUACAGCUGGUCUUAUGCCUUAGCCUGGUGCUCUUUUGGCACCUGCAUGGGCUCUGCAGUGACAACCCUGAACAGGUACACAAAGACCAUCAUAGAGUUUAAAUACAAGAGGCACAGCAUUGAGAAGAACCUGAUGAUCAAGCAGAAGAUGGUGGAGCUGGGUCUGCCUGAGCAGAUGUGGGACAUGUACUUGACUGCUGUUCCGGGUGAGGCGGAGGUACCACCAGAACCCUUGGUAAACGGCCACAAGCCUUCGACGGGAACGCCGUAUGUGUUUGAAGAAAUGGAUCAACCACCAGAACAACAAGUGGAGGCAUACUGUUAA